Molecule: messenger RNA, 1896 nt
Organism: Myotis brandtii (Brandt's bat)
Lineage: Eukaryota; Metazoa; Chordata; Mammalia; Chiroptera; Vespertilionidae
Gene: SF3A3
Product: splicing factor 3a, subunit 3, 60kDa
Exons: 17
Biological process (GO): mRNA splicing, via spliceosome
Cellular component (GO): spliceosomal complex
Molecular function (GO): RNA binding
Source: RefSeq, a predicted model, not a curated record
AACUCUGGUGCAGCGGGACGCGCAGCGUGGGGACGCAGGCGCGCCAGGCGGCAGCGGUUGUUUCCGGCCCUGUCGGUGGUCUGAGUUGAGUUUCGGCGGCGGAGAAAGGAUGGAGACAAUUUUGGAGCAGCAGCGGCGCUAUCAUGAGGAGAAGGAACGGCUCAUGGACGUCAUGGCCAAAGAGAUGCUCACUAAGAAGUCCACGCUCCGGGACCAGAUCAAUUCCGACCACCGCACACGGGCCAUGCAAGACAGGUAUAUGGAAGUCAGUGGGAACCUGAGGGAUUUGUAUGACGAUAAGGAUGGGUUACGCAAGGAGGAGCUUAAUGCCAUUUCAGGACCCAAUGAAUUUGCUGAAUUCUAUAAUAGACUCAAGCAAAUAAAAGAAUUCCACCGGAAGCACCCAAAUGAGAUCUGCGUGCCCAUGUCAGUGGAAUUUGAGGAGCUCCUGAAGGCUCGAGAGAAUCCAAGUGAAGAAGCACAAAAUUUGGUGGAGUUCACAGAUGAAGAGGGAUACGGGCGUUAUCUGGAUCUCCAUGACUGUUACCUCAAAUACAUUAACCUGAAGGCCUCUGAGAAGCUGGAUUAUAUCACAUACCUGUCUAUCUUUGACCAGUUAUUUGACAUUCCUAAAGAAAGGAAGAAUGCAGAGUACAAGAGAUACUUGGAGAUGCUGCUUGAGUACCUUCAGGAUUACACAGAUAGAGUGAAGCCCCUCCAAGAUCAGAAUGAACUUUUUGGGAAGAUUCAAAAUGACUUUGAGAAGAAGUGGGAGAAUGGUACCUUUCCCGGAUGGCCGAAAGAGACAAGCAAUGCCCUGACACAUGCUGGAGCCCAUCUUGACCUCUCUGCUUUCUCCUCCUGGGAGGAGUUGGCCUCCCUGGGUCUGGACAGAUUGAAAUCUGCACUCUUAGCUUUAGGCCUGAAGUGUGGCGGAACCAUAGAGGAGCGAGCCCAGAGGCUAUUCAGCACCAAAGGGAAGUCCCUGGAGGCGCUGGACACCUCCCUGUUCGCCAAAAACCCCAAGUCAAAGGGCACCAAGCGAGAUACUGAGAGGAACAAAGACAUUGCUUUCCUGGAAGCCCAGAUCUAUGAAUACGUGGAGAUUCUUGGGGAAUAGCGACAUCUCACUCAUGAAAAUGUCCAACGCAAACAGGCAAGGACAGGAGAAGAGCGAGAAGAAGAAGAGGAAGAGCAGAUCAGUGAGAGUGAAAGUGAAGAUGAAGAGAACGAGAUCAUUUACAACCCCAAAAACCUGCCCCUGGGCUGGGACGGCAAACCCAUUCCCUACUGGUUGUACAAACUCCACGGCCUAAACAUCAACUACAACUGUGAGAUCUGUGGAAACUACACCUACCGAGGCCCCAAGGCCUUCCAGCGGCACUUUGCUGUAAGGGAUUCAGAGUCGUUUCUCCUGGAAACAAAAUACAAAACCUUGUGGGCCAAGCUGAAACUGCAGAAGGCAUCAGAACGAUGGCAGCCUGACACUGAGUGUGUAACCAAUGAAUACUCAGUCUGCCCUUUUCUCCCCGCAGUGUGGGCCAAGCUGAAACUGCAGAAGGCAUCAGAACGAUGGCAGCCUGACACUGAGGAAGAGUAUGAAGACUCCAGUGGGAAUGUUGUGAAUAAGAAGACAUAUGAGGAUCUGAAGAGACAAGGACUGCUCUAGUGUUCAGGAGUGUAUCUCAGCUUUGGGCUUGCCCAGGCUUCCCUGAGAUCUGCUUUUUCUAUUUCUCCCGACCACGUGCUCCUAAAGACUCUUUGCUACUUAGUCUUACGGUCUAGCAUGCAUCUUGUAGAGACAAGGCAUGCGGCAGAUUGUAGGGUUGAGAUGUGUUUUAUCUUUGUUUUAUAUAAAAAACAUUGUCAGAAAAUAAAACCAGCCCUUGUUCUAAA